Messenger RNA from Ichthyophthirius multifiliis, 576 nucleotides. RefSeq lists its product as hypothetical. The record is from RefSeq and is a predicted model, not a curated record. Gene Ontology annotation, biological process: respiratory electron transport chain. NCBI's taxonomy places the organism in Eukaryota, Ciliophora, Oligohymenophorea, Hymenostomatida. The transcript has a single exon.
AUGCUAAGAUUAUACAGAAAAUUAGUUUAAAAUAAUAAAAUAGCUUUUAAUUUUUGUUCUCAAAUUUAAAAAGCAGAAAUAAAAAAAGAUGAAGUUCCAGUCCAUUUAAGGCCAUAUGAUAGAUAAAAAUAUGAAGUUCCAUCUACCAAAUUAAAAUAUUCAUCAGGUUAUGCACUUUUGGAUGUUGAUCCAAUGCCAAGAUCUACAAUAAUGAAAAUUAGCUACAAUCUACUAGAAAGAUUAAAAGAAGUUCCUGAACAUGCGAUGUAUAGAAUUUAUACUGAAGAAAAGGUUAAAUAUAUCAUGAAACUAACUGAUGAAGUUGAAGAUAUUAAAACUUUAGAAGAAGAGUUUGGACAUGAGUCUAUUGAAAUAUUUAUUUAAUGUUAUAAAAAAGAACUUUAAUUAGUUGAUUAUAUGAAAUCCUCUAAACCUUGGGAAUCUAGGCCUGAUGAUUUAGAAGAAAAUGAAAAUGUUAGGCUUGCCUCAUAAAAAAGAGUUGGUCUUAAACAUUAAAGAUUAGAUAAACCUGAAAGAGAAUAGGUUUAAUUUAUUGGCGAAAAAUAAAAAUAAUGA